This is a messenger RNA of Condylura cristata (star-nosed mole), 600 nucleotides long. It is a transcript of the gene ARL11, whose product is annotated as ADP-ribosylation factor-like 11. NCBI's taxonomy places the organism in Eukaryota, Metazoa, Chordata, Mammalia, Eulipotyphla, Talpidae. The transcript has a single exon. Gene Ontology annotation, molecular function: GTPase activity; GTP binding. Gene Ontology annotation, biological process: intracellular protein transport; vesicle-mediated transport. Gene Ontology annotation, cellular component: cytoplasm. Bases 1 to 600 code for a protein of 199 amino acids. The record is from RefSeq and is a predicted model, not a curated record.
AUGGGCUCUGUGAAUUCCCGAGGCGCCAAGGCAGAAGCUCAGGUGGUGAUGAUGGGCCUCGACUCAGCUGGCAAGACCACACUCCUGUACAAACUGAAGGGUCACCAUUUGGUGGAAACCCUGCCCACCGUUGGUUUCAAUGUGGAGUCUCUCAAAACUCCCGGACAUGUAACUCUGACUCUCUGGGAUGUGGGCGGUCAGGCCCGUCUCAGGGCCAGCUGGAAGGAUUAUCUAGAAGGCAUGGACCUCCUAGUAUUUGUGCUGGAUAGCACAGAUGAAGCCCGCUUGCCAGAGGCAGUUGCUGAACUCACAGAAGUCCUGGGGGACCCACACAUGGCCAGCAUCCCUUUCCUGGUGCUGGCCAAUAAACAGGAGUCUCCCUCUGCUUUGCCACUGCUUGAGAUCAGGGACAGGCUAGGCCUAGAGAGAUUCCAGAACCACUGCUGGGAGCUCCGGGCCUGCAGUGCCCUCACCGGUGAGGGGCUGCCUGAGGCCUUACAGAGCCUGGGGUGUCUCCUGAAAUCCCGCAGCCACUGUGCCUCUAGGUUAGCACAGGUGGGGCAGGGAGUGGGGAGAUCAGGAAGUCUUGACCUGAAAUAG